AGAUUCUGGGCCAAAGCAGAGACAGAGAGAGAGAGAAACAGAGAGGAGCAGCAAACUUUACUGAACAGCUCCAGCUCCUCAGGGUGCGGAUCUGUACGGAUUAAUGACGGUCAUCUCCUCCUACUGACCGGUUCCCGCGUGUUGAGAGGCUUUUGAAGUCUGUGGCCAUGCGUUUUAAUCAGACGAUAGUGCUGUGUAUGCUAUGCUUGUGUGUGCAGGCGCUGCAGGCCUGUCUGAUAAUCAGUGAAGUGAACUGUGACAAUCCCAGCUUGGACACCAAGGAGUUUGUGGAACUUUACUAUCUGGGUGGAAGCUCCAUCUCUCUGGAUGGCUACACGCUGGUCUUCUACAAUGGUAAUGGGAACAGAGCCUACCGUGUGGUGGAUCUGAGCGAGCACCACACGGACGAACGCGGCUUCUUCUUGGUGGGCUCCGCUGAGCUGCGCCCCCAGCCGGCCGUCUCCCUCCCACCCAACUCCAUCCAGAACGGCCCAGACGCCAUCGCCCUUUACGGCCCGUCCUGGGACCCCGUGGCCGAGGGAGGGAACGUCUCCGCAGUCGGACUGCUGGACGCCAUAGUCUACACCUCACGCAAAGCACCGGGCAAUGCUGACUUCCUGGCGUGGGUCCUCACACCUGGUUUUAAACCGUAUCUGGAAGAUGAGCAAGCCUUGGUGGGAGACGAGUCAAUACAGCGAUGCUGGCUGUCUGAUAACCUCUACACCUUCCAGAACGGCAGCCCCACAGCAGGUCUGCCAAACGACUGCUCCCUACCAAGCUUCAAUUCCCUGCGGAUUAACAUGAUUCAGCUGGGUGGAGAGAAGCCUGCUGGACCGCUGGAGCUCAGCGUUGAUCGUGCAAUGGGGCCUUUGACCGUGGUUGUGUACGACACACAGAAGGACACGGUCAGCGCCAGCAUGGAAUUCCGAACCAGUAAAGUUGGGCCUGCCGCUGUGAACAUCGACACCACUGCUCUCUCAAAAUUGGACGGUUGGGCAUUGGCAAUUUAUGAUGGACAGGUCACAGACUUCCCUAAAGACAGCCCUCUCAGUCAGCUGCAGCCACUCGAUGCCUUCGUCUACGGCGGGAGGACAAGAACACCCAGUACCAACCUUACAGAAACACUUAUACCAGGGAGAAAACCCUUCAAACUGGACAGCGGGUUUCCCGAGGGUGAUGCCUACAUCAUGCGCUGCGGUGUUGCUCAUUGGACAAGAGAUCCAGGAGUGUUCCAGCUUCUCGCACAAAAAAACUCAGGCCUGUGCACGUGGUAUACCACCUGCCCUUAUAACACUGCUGUCAAUUCAACAGAAGAGCCAUUCCAGCCACCAUCACGCAACGAUACAGAUUUCCUGAUCAGCGAGGUGAAUGCUGACUCACCAGGCGCGGCAGAGGAUGAAGAGUUUAUAGAACUGUGGCAUCCAUUUGGCCGACGGAUGUCACUUGAUAACAUCUGGCUGCUGCUUUUCAAUGGCAACAAUGGAAAAGUGUACAAAGAAAUUGAGCUGCAUGGAUACUACACAGAUAAACACGGAUACUUCCUGAUUGGCAGUGAUAAGCUUAGUCCAGAUCUGGCCUUACCAGCCAAUACCAUUCAGAACGGUCCUGAUGCCAUAGCCAUAUACCGCUCAUCAUCACCACCGUCCAGCGAGGGCACAAAUAUUCCAAAGAGUGGACUGCUGGACGCGGUGGUAUACCGGGCACGGGGGUCCGACAAAGACUCCCCAGACUUAAUACAGGCUCUGACGCCAGCACAGCUCCCCCUGCUGGAAGAUUCUACUGCCCUCCCUGAUGACGAGAGCCUCAGUCGGUGUGGAUUGGACAAACUCAGCCUUAACUCCUUUAGGGUUGCUUCACCCACACCAAAGAAAAAGAAUGACUGUCCCCAUCCCCAUCCUCCUGAAGGACUGCUCAUUAACGAGGUGGGCGGAGUUUCUGGAGCCGGGUCGAGUCUCUUUGUGGAGCUGAUUGGUCCUCCUUCACAUGAUUUGCAAGGAUUGAAUUUGGUGCUGCUUGGGAAAGAUGGCGCAAGACACGAUGUCCUGCUAAGUGGGAGCAUUCGAGAGAAUGGAUUCUACUUACUGAAGAAUGAGUCGGGGGCAGAUCAGCCUUUGCCUGAAGUGAGCAGUAUUGGUGCAGUUCUGCUGUGCAUUGAAUUGUUUGGGGAGGUCAGCAUGUGUGGCAGCAACUCUCAAGUUCAAGAUCUGCUAAUAUUCUCAGAUGACCAAAGGUUGCGUCACAAUCUCCAUGGCGGUACACAACAGCAUGUACACCCAGUGCCCAGUUUUGACUCUCUCUCCCGAUGUUCAACAAAUGGAUCUGCUGUCUGGAUCUCCUCCAACCUCCCAACACCCCUUCAGCAGAACCUCUGCCCAAGCUCCGCCUACUCCAACCACAUAGAACUGUGCCUGCAGCCGGAACACAAACAGUUUGAUUGUAAUGAGGAAGGGUUUGCUACGUUAUUGGAGCAGUCUUGUCACUGUGGAAUCUCCAGUCUGCACCUCAAAGGUGUGAAUUUAACAUGCGUAUCAGAAAAGCUGUAUAUAGAGGGUUCAGUACUUGCGCUGUCUGAACAGCAGAGGGAGCAUGUAGUCCAGACCCUGCAGAGCAAGCAACUACCCUCCUGCUCAACCAUCCACGAGAGGAUUUAUAGCAAAGACUCAUCAGUGGGGCUGCAGGUGGGGCUCGUGCUGAUGGUGGUGUUUCUCUUUGCACUGGGAGGCGCCAUUUUCUUCUACUUGUACAAGAAAAGGCAUCCUCAAGACUACUAUUCAAUGGAACUGAAUGAACACGAGUCACCCAUAGAACUUUAGUGUGUGUGGGUGUGGGUGUGUGUAUGUGGGGGGUGCACAUUUGAAGGGAAAGUCUAUUUUUUGUACCAUAUUUUCAGAUUUGUUUUACUUCAGCUUGUCUGUGUAAAUCUGUUUUUGUUUAUCUGGUAAGGGUCCUUCAUAAAUCCAUCCAUGAUUUUCUGAUACAUAAUUGAUGAAGUUUACAUGACCUGUGGAGUCUUUUUUUUUUUUUUUUUUUUUUUUUUUGGAAGGAAAUUCCUGCUUACUGUAACAAAACUGUUUGUUAUGUUUUAAGGUAAAUUUCAAGAUAUUUUAAGAUGUGAAUGUUUUAAUUUGUAACUUGAAUCAUUUACAUUUCUUAAUUGAGAUCAGUAUAAUCAUUUACUGCUUUAUAAAACCACUCUUUAUUCCAUCUCACAGAGUAAAGCUGGUUCACACUACAUGAUUUUGGGACUGAUGAUCCAGAACUAGAUCCUAUUUUUUGGAUAUUUCUCAAUGGGUCUUGCAAACCUAAGCCAAAUAUCUAACAGGUUCAGUAUCAGGGUUGGGACAAAGCUUUGGAAAAAAAUAAGAGACUACUUAAAAAUCAUGAGUUUCUUUGAUUUUACUUGAAUUUAAAAACCUCUGGACUAUAAUCAAGAGGAAGAUGGAUGAUCACAAGCCAUCAAACUAAGCUGAACUGCUUGAAUUUUUGCACCAAGAGUGGCAAAAAGUUAUCCAAAAGCAGUGUGUAAGACUGGUGGAGGAGAACAUGCCAAGAUGCACGAAAACUGUGAUUAAAAACCUGGGUUAUUCCAACAAAUAUUGAUUUCUGAAAUUUUUAAACUUGCAUUAUUUGAGGUCUGAAAGCUCUGCAUAUUUUUCAUUAAUUUGACUUAAUUAAUUAAAUUUAAUUUUUUCUGCAAAUAAAUGUUCUAGAUGACAAUAUUUUUAUUUGGAAUUUGGGAGAAAUAUUGUCUGUAGUUUAUAGAAUAAAACAACAAUGUUAAUUUUACUCAAACAUAUAUCUAUAAAUAGCUAAAUCAGAGAAACUGAUUUAAAUAAUGAAGUGUUCUUUUACAUUUUUUCCAGAGCUCUACACAGGUAUCUUUUAUCCAUUUUCUCACCAGUGUUUUUGUUCUUGUGCAUUUUGGUUGCAAAUUUGUGCAAAAACAACUUGUAUUGCUUGUUUUCUACUAGACAUUCAUUUUAAAGGAAAUAAAAACAACAUUGCAUCAGACUCGUCAUAUGUUCCUCCUGGUGAAGGACUAUAUGUGUGUAAUUUGUAUCACCAAUCAGGUGUAAAAGAGUCAUGAAGUGUGAACCUGGCAUAAUAAGAAUAGGGUUAUUCCCCUGAUCACUCCAUUUCUUUUAUGUUGUUAUUUUUCUUUAUCUUCAGUUUUUAUUGAUGAGCUGAAGUGCAAUUUAACAAGUGUUACAAUCACAGAGGUCUUAUUGAAUCUUAUUGUGUGGGAGCUGGAUGACUUUUUUUUUUUCUUCUGGUAUAUGUGUGUGCCAUAUGUGUCCCAAGGGUACUAAAAAUGGAGAAGCUGCAUGUACUCAGGAUAACUGCAAGCUGUUCGUGUAUGUGUGUGUGAGUGUGUUUGCGUGUGUGAGAGUGUGUGAAGCAUUUCAAAAGGGAAUCAUGUGUUUGGGUUUUGUAUUAGAUAAAUACAUUGAUAUGAUUCGUCAAUCAUUCUUUAUUUUGAUGGUCUCUUAUACAGUAGUUUAUAAAAAAAUAAAAUUACAGGUUUUGCAAACAUUUUUGCAAAAAAAAAAAAAAAAACAAUAAAAACUAAAAACAAUUUUAUUCUGUUUGAUCUUCAACAUGUCCUUAAUUUGUUUCCAGAGCGAGAUGCUAGGCUAAUGCUAACAACAAAACAGGAAUGUCAUCAGUCUACACACCUCUGUAAAUACAUCUGUUUCACACAGAUAAAUAGCAUUUUUUUUAACUAAACAUUUAAUUAUUCAUUAUAUUUGUCAUAUAUUUACUGUUAUGAGGUUGAUUACGGUAUAAAUCUAGUAUUUUAGUAUCAUUAACGUAGCAUCUCCCAUCCGAAAACAAAAAAAAACUGUCCAAGAUAUUGCCUUGCCUUUUUUCUUACACAUAUUUUUUUAGACUAAAAUGAAUUUAAAGCAAAUACAUGGACAUUGUAAAAUAUAUAUGCAAAUUCAUUUCCAUUUUAGAGGUGCAGGCAGUUCAUAAGAGUAAAAAUUACCGAUAUUCAGAAAGCGUGCAGGUUCACUGUAGUGAAUAAUACAGCUAUAUUUGUGUUUUAGACAUCACCACGAGCGUAAAUGUUAAGUUUCUCCACAGAGAACACCAAAUAAUUAUUAUUUAAUACUCAAAUUACAAAGAAAAUUUAACAUUUAGUUAAAUUCAGUUUGGAUAGGUAAGCUUUUAAUGCUAAAUCCAGCUCCAAAAAUCAACUAUGGACCAUCAGAAUAAAGUGUUCUUGUGUAAAUGUGCAUUUUAUCACUUACGUUGUUUUAAAAACAGAUUUAUCUUCUUUUAUACUACACUGCCGAUGGAAAAUGUCAUUUCUAAAUGUUUGAAGUGUCUAAUCUGUAAUGCCACGUUUCACCCCUAGAGGCCAGGAGAAACUAAAAAGAAGGAAUCACUGUCUGUACUGUCUCUUCUUUGCUCUUUUCAUUUCAUUGUUGUUGGCCAUUGCAGGUGACAUGACAUGAUGAGGUUUGACAUUGUGUCUCCCCUGAAAUAUAUCGUGCCUUAGUUCCUUAGAAGUACCCAGUACAAAAUUGUGGAGUUUAUGUCUGUGUUUCCUAAAAGCUUGAUUAUUUUUGAUAAUAUGCUAGAAAAUCUUCCUCUCAUACAUAAGAAGUAAUGAAUGGCAGAUUUUUUUUACCCAGACUGCAUUUCAAUCUUGUGCCUUUCUCAGAUAAUAAAGCACAUUUUACGUAAAAUUUAA
Messenger RNA from Astyanax mexicanus (Mexican tetra), 5701 nucleotides. RefSeq lists its product as uncharacterized. The record is from RefSeq and is a predicted model, not a curated record. The transcript is spliced from 13 exons. Lineage: Eukaryota; Metazoa; Chordata; Actinopteri; Characiformes; Acestrorhamphidae. Bases 168 to 2813 code for a protein of 881 amino acids.